Hypanus sabinus (Atlantic stingray) is the source of this 885-nucleotide messenger RNA. Its product is annotated as dickkopf-related protein 4-like. Gene Ontology annotation, biological process: multicellular organism development; negative regulation of canonical Wnt signaling pathway. The record is from RefSeq and is a predicted model, not a curated record. Bases 1 to 642 code for a protein of 213 amino acids. The transcript has 3 exons. Gene Ontology annotation, cellular component: extracellular region. Lineage: Eukaryota; Metazoa; Chordata; Chondrichthyes; Myliobatiformes; Dasyatidae. Gene Ontology annotation, molecular function: receptor antagonist activity; co-receptor binding.
AUGAAAGGUCUCUUUCUGUGCUCUAACACUGAGUCUCCACUAAGCUCUGGUUUCUGGUCGAUUGCACAGGGACACCAGUGCUCGGCAGAUGCAGACUGUGGCCCGGAGAAGUUCUGCCUUUCAUCUCGACGUGAAGAAGCCGUCUGUAGCCCUUGCAGAGGGAUCAGGAGACGGUGCCACCGGGACGCGAUGUGCUGUACAGGGAGCCACUGUCUAAAUGAUGUGUGCACAGUACUGGAAGGACAGGCAGCAGAGAAAUCGUCCAAGGAUGGAGAGUCACGGAAUGCGAAAAGCGGAAAGAAGACCAAGAAACCCGACGGGCACAAAAGGAAGGAAGUCCAGCAAGAGAGCCAAUGGGAAAGGCUCGACAGUCCUCAGGCAGGGAAAGGGCUGGAAGGAGAGACCUGCUUACGAACAUCAGAUUGCUCCACUGGACUGUGCUGUGCCCGUCACUUCUGGUCAAAGAUCUGCCGGCCUGUCCUGAAAGAGGGCCAAGUAUGCUCAAAACGGGGGAGGAAGGAGGGUCCUCAAGGGCCAGAGAUCUUCCAGCGGUGUGCUUGUGGACCAGGAUUAACCUGCCGUAACCAAAAUCAACAAUCUUCUCAGGGCACCUCCAGGCUGUGGAUCUGCCAACGUAUUUAGAGAGGUCUAACCUUGAACACUUGUAAUGAUGUCACAAAUUAACAAGAUCAGUACUGCACUAGUUCAAAUAAAGCAUUGUCAUUAUACAAAGCCAAAAAUACCAAACAUUGUUCAUCAAAUGGUACAAAUUAUAAAACUUGCUCUGUGAGGGGUAAUCCUUAACUGCCACAUAGUGUAUCUGAUUGGAUGAUUGUGUCAAAUGAAUUCAUAAAGUAUUGAGGGUUAAAGAUAAUGUCCCUGUAG